This is a messenger RNA of Miscanthus lutarioriparius, 198 nucleotides long. The record is from the annotation of a GenBank genome assembly. Lineage: Eukaryota; Viridiplantae; Streptophyta; Magnoliopsida; Poales; Poaceae.
AUGGCCAACUUCGCUGCUCAGAUCAAGGACAAGUUGCUUGGCCUUGUAGACCGUGUCACCGGCGCGGGCUUUGGCCGUGCCGCCGGAGGCAAGGACGUACAAGACCCCACUAAGCUGCACACCGUCCAGCGCGUUGCGGUUAGAUCGCGAGCAGCAGAACCCGUCGUGGACGGAGGAUCGUCCGCGGGGCCCAACUAG